AUGCAAGGGGUUCCAGGAUCUUGUAGGUUUUUUGAGUGGCAGCGAGAGUACCUGGCCAUAUUGGUGGACCAGGGGAAGAUUGUGAUGAAUCUAGAACAACAUGGCGUAGUAGAGGAAGAAGCUGAUUCAAGGGCACUGGUGCGUGUGCAGAAGAACUCAAUGGAGGUGAAGCUGGAUGCUUUGGUUGGCGCAGUGAAGGCUUUGAGCUUGGUCAUGGGUGCUGGUGUAAUGGUUGGAGCUAUGUAUGUGAUGUAG
Miscanthus lutarioriparius is the source of this 255-nucleotide messenger RNA. NCBI's taxonomy places the organism in Eukaryota, Viridiplantae, Streptophyta, Magnoliopsida, Poales, Poaceae. The record is from the annotation of a GenBank genome assembly.